Molecule: messenger RNA, 3321 nt
Organism: Ficedula albicollis (Collared flycatcher)
Lineage: Eukaryota; Metazoa; Chordata; Aves; Passeriformes; Muscicapidae
Gene: ADAMTS10
Product: ADAM metallopeptidase with thrombospondin type 1 motif 10
Exons: 24
Coding region: 1-3321 (1106 amino acids)
Biological process (GO): extracellular matrix organization; proteolysis
Cellular component (GO): extracellular matrix
Molecular function (GO): metalloendopeptidase activity
Source: RefSeq, a predicted model, not a curated record
AUGGCCACAGCCUGGAGGCUCCUCGCCUGGACCGUGACCCUCGGCCUGGCCGGGGGCGCCUUCCCCGGGUUCUCCUUCCAGUCACAAGAGGAAUUCCUCUCCAGCUUGGAUCACUAUGAGAUCGCCUUCCCCAUCCAAGUGGACCAGAACGGGGAUUUCCUCACCUUCGACAUGCGCCGGCAGCUGAAGCCGCGGCCCCGGCGCUCGCUGCCCUACGAGCCCUCGGAGCAGCAGGUCUUCUACAAAGUCUCUGCCCACCACACCCAGUUCCUGCUCAACCUGACCUUGCACUCCAACCUGCUGGCCGAGCACUUCACCGUGGAGUACUGGAAGAGGGACGGCAUGGACUGGCAGCACGACUUCCACGAGGACUGCCACUACGCCGGCCACCUGCAGGACCAGUACCUCAGCUCCAAGGUGGCCAUCAGCAACUGCAACGGGCUGCACGGCGUGAUCGUGGCGGAUGAGGAGGAAUAUUUCAUCGAGCCCCUGAGCCCCGGAGCCAACGUCAGCGCGGGGGCUGAGGGCAAGGGCAGCCCCCACGUCGUGUACAAGCGCUCCUCCCUGCAGUACCCUCACAUGGAUGCAGCCUGUGGAGUGAUGGACGAGAAGCCCUGGAAGGGGAGGCACUGGUGGCUGAGGACACUGAAACCCUCCCCUCUGAAGCCACCGGGCAACCACAGCCAGCGGGGGCAGCUGCCCCUCAAGAGGUCGGUGAGCACCGAGCGCUACGUGGAGACGCUGGUGGUGGCCGACAAGAUGAUGGUUGGGUACCACGGCCGCAGGGACAUCGAGCAGUACAUCCUGGCCAUCAUGAAUAUUGUUGCCAAACUUUUCCAGGACUCGAGUCUGGGCAAUAUUGUCAAUAUCCUGGUGACCCGGCUGAUCCUGCUCACCGAGGAUCAGCCCACGCUGGAGAUCAACCACCACGCUGGGAAAUCGCUGGACAGCUUCUGCAAGUGGCAGAAAUCCAUCGUGAACAGGAACGGCAACGGGAACGCCAUCCCUGAGAACGGCAUCGCCAAUCACGACACGGCCGUGCUGAUCACCAGGUACGACAUCUGCAUCUACAAGAACAAGCCCUGUGGCACCCUGGGCCUGGCCCCCGUGGGGGGGAUGUGUGAGCGGGAGAGGAGCUGCAGCAUCAACGAGGACAUCGGGCUGGCCACCGCCUUCACCAUCGCCCACGAGAUCGGCCACACGUUUGGCAUGAACCACGACGGGGUCGGCAACAGCUGCGGCUCGCGGGGGCAGGAGACGGCCAAGCUGAUGGCUGCUCACAUCACCAUGAAGACCAACCCCUUCGUGUGGUCCACCUGCAGCAGGGAUUACAUCACCAGCUUCCUGGACUCAGGGAUGGGACUGUGCCUGAACAACGCUCCCCCCAAGCAGGAUUUCAUCUACCCCACGGUGGCCCCGGGCCAGGCGUACGAUGCCGACGAGCAGUGCCGCUUCCAGUACGGAGUCAAAUCCCGCCAGUGUAAAUACGGGGAAGUCUGCAGCGAGCUGUGGUGUCUGAGCAAAAGCAAUCGCUGCAUCACCAACAGCAUCCCCGCGGCCGAGGGCACCAUCUGCCAGACCAACACCAUCGACAAGGGGUGGUGCUACAAGAGGGAGUGUGUGCCCUUUGGGACACGGCCAGAGGGCGUGGACGGAGCCUGGGGCUCCUGGUCAUCCUGGGGCGAGUGCAGCCGGACCUGCGGCGGCGGCGUGUCCUCGUCCGUGCGCCACUGCGACAGCCCCAGGCCCACGAUCGGAGGGAAGUACUGCCUGGGAGAGAGGAAGCGCUACCGCUCCUGCAACACCGACGACUGCCCGCCGGGCUCGCAGGAUUUCCGAGAGCUGCAGUGCGCCGAGUUCGACAACGUGCCCUUCCGAGGGAAGUACUACACCUGGAAAACCUACCGGGGAGGGGGUGUCAAGGCCUGUUCCCUCAACUGCCUGGCCGAGGGCUUCAACUUCUACACGGAGCGGGCGGCGGCCGUGGUGGAUGGGACCCCGUGCAGGCAGGACUCCAAUGACAUCUGUGUCAACGGGGAGUGCAAGCACGUGGGCUGUGACCGGGUGCUGGGCUCCGACUCCAAGGAGGACAAGUGCCGGGUGUGCGGGGGAGAUGGCAGCUCCUGCGAGACCAUCGAGGGCAUCUUCAACCAGUCCCUGCCCGAGGGAGGUUAUGAGGAGGUGAUCCAGAUCCCCAAGGGUUCUGUGCACAUCGACAUCCGGGAGCUGAACCUCUCCAUCAACUACCUGGCGCUGCGAGGGGAGAGUGGUGAAUAUUUCAUCAAUGGGAAGCUCUCCAUCGAUCCCCCCCGGCGCUUCGACAUCGCAGGCACCACCUUCCACUACAGGAGGUCCCCUGAGGAGCCCGAGUCACUGGAGGCUUUGGGGCCCACCAAUGUCACCCUCUUUGUCAUGGUGCUGGUGCGGACGGAGCUGCAGGGGAUCCGCUACAAGUUCAACGCUCCCAUGGGCAGGGACGGCUCCAGCCUGUACUCCUGGCACUACACCCCGUGGACCAAGUGCUCUGUGCUGUGUGCAGGGGGCAGCCAGAUCCAGUCUGUGGUGUGCAGGAAGCUCUCUGAUGGCUCCACCGUGCCCAACCACUUCUGCAGCGCUGACACCAGAGUGCCUGAGCGGCAGAGGAGCUGCAACACCGAGCCCUGUCCCCCGGCCUGGGCCAUUGGGAACUGGUCCGAGUGCAGCCGGAGCUGCAACGAGGGCGUCCGGACCCGCAGCGUCUUCUGCAAGAGGAAGAUCUCUGCCAGCGAGGAGAAAACCCUGGAUGACGCCUCCUGCAGCCAGCCACGGCCAAGGAUGCUGGAGCCCUGCAACAACCAAACGUGUCCUCCAGAGUGGGUGGCCCUGGACUGGUCAGAGUGCACCCCCAGCUGCGGGCCUGGCUUCCGCCACCGCAUCGUCCUGUGCAAGAGCGGCGACCACAGCGUGACCCUGCCCACGUCCCAGUGCCACGAGGCUGCCAAGCCCCCCACCAGCAUGAGGUGCAACCUGCGGCGCUGCCCCCCACCCCGCUGGGUCACCGGCGAGUGGGGAGAGUGCUCUGCCCAGUGUGGCCUGGGGCAGCAGAGGAGGUCUGUGCAGUGCCUGGCUCACACGGGGCAGCCGUCCCUGGAGUGUGUGGAGGCCCUGCAGCCCCCCGGGAUGCAGCAGUGCGAGACCAAGUGCGAGUCAGGGCCCACGGACAACCCUGAAGAGUGCAAGGAUGUGAACAAGGUGGCCUACUGCCCGCUCGUCCUCAAGUUCAAGUUCUGCAGCCGGACCUACUUCCGACAGAUGUGCUGUAAAACCUGCCAGGGGCACUAG